ACACGCUGUCCGGUGCCUGCUGGACCCCUGCGUCGGUGUGUGUGUAUAUAUACUGUAUGUGUGCUCUGCUAUCGCUGUUCACCGGGCCGCCCAGCUCUGCUGGAACACUGAUUCAGAGGCUGAGGGGUGGCCUCUCACCGUCGGUAUUUCGUCUGAUGUUUCUUUUUUUGCACCACAUUGUCCAAGGAGAGCAAUAUGCAAUUUGAUAGGGAGCCUUGGAAUUAGUUGUCAAAUAAAAAGGCUACCGUUGUUAUCGUCUACUAAAUAGACCUGGCUUCUUCUCACCCGAUUGCUUUCUUCAGCAAAGAUGGAUUGUUAAAAAAGAAAAGUACAGACUAUGAAUUCUGUGCCACAUGAACUGUUGGCUUAAAGGCAGUUUGUCCAUCAAUUAUUAGCCCCAAAACGUCUGACGCUGGGAUGUUAAGCUUUAGCCUGGACCUUUAAUGGCUAGAGCACAGUGCUCCUGUUAUUUAUCCAACUAUUUAUACGUGGAGAGGGAAAUAAUUGUCAGUUUGAGUUUAAAUUGGCCAUUCAUACUAUAACUAUAUACAGUGGGUGGAUAAUAUUGGUCAUAUUGAUCAUUCACACGUACAAACCAUUCAGUAUUUUAUUUCUCAAGUGGCAAUUUUCAUGGGAUCUUAUUAAAUUGUUAUUCAGUUCUGUAUAUUACAUGCAAGUAGAGCACUUUGAUGCAAGCACACUUUUUUUUUAAUGUAAAUUGACCUUAUCCAAGUGCAAUGCUGCAAAUGUGUAUUUUAUUGUUCAUGUUUCUUAAUUUAUGAAGUUCCUUUCUUGGCAUGUUUUAAUAAAAUGAUCCUAUCCAUUGAAAUUGAUCAGGUUUUUUUAUUUUAUGAGAAUGAAAAAUAAAUUGAUUGUAUUAUUUUGCAUUUGCUGUGUGGAACAUUGCCCUCUAGUGGACAUACAAGUAUACGUCGGAAUUCCCUAAAGCCAGUUAACAAAAAAAAUAUUGUUGGGCGAAAUUUAGCAAACCAAUGACAAAUUAUAGGUGGUCAACUUUCAACCUGUUUCUGCAAAGUUUCACUGGUAUAGUUCAGCAAAUGUAAAAGUUACACAGUGAGUCAUUCUACAAGAUUGACUUCGGAUAAGUGCCGUCGGGCAGAAGAAAACGACCAAUGCUGCCCAUUUACAGCAGUCUGGGCGUUCCAGAGAGGUGAUGCUUUAAAACGAGCGCGCACAACUUCGGUUUGUUCAUGAGAAACCAACUUAUUACUUGACUCUUCUUAAAGCAUAGGACGGGACGAACAACCUGGUUCUGGAAUUAGUUUUGCAGAAUUCGCAGCGUGCUCGGGAUAUUUUUCUUUGUUUACGUUUCGGAGGGCAAAUUUGUAACGUUGAAAAAAUGUUUCCUAGAGUCGGAUUGAAGCUGCAGAAUCGUUUCUUUUCUAGGGCAGAACGGGUCUUCAGACCACUGAGACAGCCAGGUUCACUCGUUCAAAGAAGUUGUGGCAUCUGCGUGGAGAGCCGACCGAGCGUCCCCGCCCUCACCACCAGCUACGCCCACGGCACCUCCAGCCGCUCCCUGCGCCACAGCACCAUCGGCGAGGCCCUGCUGCAGUCGGUGGAGCGCUGCCCGGACCGCGAGGCCCUGGUCUUUCUGGAGGAGGGGAUCCGGAAGACCUUCGCCGAGUUGCUGCACGAUGUGGACCAGACCGCUGCCGGCCUGCUGGCCCUGGGACUGCAGAGGGGGGAUCGCUUGGGCAUGUGGGGGCCCAACAUCUACGAGUGGCUCCUGUAUCAGUUUGCCACUGCCAUGGCCGGCAUAAUACUGGUGUCAGUGAACCCGGCCUAUCAGGUUUCCGAGGUGGAGUAUACGUUGCGAAAGGUGGAGUGCAGUGCCGUGGUCUGUCCGACAGCCUUUAAGACUCAGCAAUACGUAGAAAUGCUGAGGACGAUCUGCCCAGAGAUCGACUCCUGCACCCCGGGAGACCUUAAGAGCGCAAAGCUCCCUCACCUGAGGUCGGUGAUCGUCACGGACAGCCGCUACCCCGGGAUGUUCCACGUGGAUGACGUGAGGCAAGCUGCCGGCAGCGAGCACACCCGGCUGCUCCAGGACCUGCAGAGGAAGCUCUGCGUCGACGACCCAAUCAACAUCCAGUUCACCUCGGGUACCACUGGGAUGCCCAAGGGAGCCACAUUGUCCCACCACAACAUCAUCAACAACGUCUGCAUCUUUGGCGUUCGCAUGGGAUACACCUGGAAGCCCAAGGUUCGGAUAUGUCUGCCCGUGCCCAUGUACCACUGCUUCGGCUCGGUGGGCGGGGGGAUGUCCAUGGCGGUGCACGGCACUUCCCUGGUCUUUCCCACCGCUGGCUACGACGGACGGGCUAACCUGGCUGCUGCCGAGAGUGAAAAGUGCACCUUCAUCUAUGGCACGCCAACCAUGUAUGUGGAUAUGCUCUCCCACUACACGCCCGCAAAGUACGACUUAUCCUCAGUGGAGGGAGGCAUCAUGGCCGGGGCCCCUUGUCCACCUGAGGUUGUGAGGGAAGUCAUUUCAAAGAUGGGCAUCAAACAGAUUACACUGGGCUACGGUACGACGGAGAACAGCCCUGUAACUUUCUGUGGGGACCCCCUCGACAACGAGGAGAGGAAGGUGGAGACGGUGGGCUACAUCAUGGACCACGUAGAGGCGAAGGUCGUGAACCCUUCCACUGGGGUGAUCGUUCCGCUGGGGAAGACCGGGGAGUUGAUGAUCCGGGGUCACUGUGUGAUGCUGGGUUACUGGAACGACGAGGACAAAACCAGGGAGUGCAUCUCUCCGGACGGCUGGUACAAGACCGGGGAUAUUGCCAGCUUGGACGGCUACAGCUACUGCCGUAUUGAGGGCAGAAUCAAGGACAUGAUCAUACGCGGCGGAGAGAAUAUCUAUCCAGCAGAGAUCGAGCAGUUCCUCCACACGCAUCCCAAAGUCAUGGACGCCCAGGUGGUUGCUAUUAAGGACCAGCGGAUGGGAGAGGAGGUCUGCGCCUGCAUCAUGCUCAACGAAGGGCAGGAAUGCACCGCAGAAGAAAUCACAGCGUUCUGCAAGGGCCAGAUUGCCCAUUUCAAGAUCCCAAGAUACGUGAUCUUUGUAGACCGCUACCCGCUCACCGUGAGUGGAAAGGUUCAGAAGUACAAACUAAGCGAGCAGGCUGAGAAGUUGCUCGGACUUUGAGUACCUUAAACAGGAAUCUUAUCAGCUGGUUGGAAUACCCGAUAUUGGAACAGCUCCUUCCUGUUCUGUUACCAAAGGAGUUCUCUAUGAAGAGAGUUCAGGAGCCACCCAUUGCAUCAGGACAUUUUUAAUGCAAUAUUUUAACCGUCCAAAAUAAUAAUCAAGCCGUCCAAUGAGGGACGGAUAAAGCUGUUUGUGAUGAUAAACAGGAAGUGCAAACCAAAGUUUUAAACGCACUAACAAACAUCAUACCACCUCGAAUAUGAAUACUAAUGUUUAGACUGCAUUAGAAAUUCUUCAUGACUAUUUUAAAUGUAUAUUAUAAAUAUAUUUAAACUCUUAUUUGCAAUCUUUACAUUGUCAGUCCUUUACGAGUUUACUCAAUAAAAACAAUGUUGAAAUAUUUUAACCCUGACAUUUGAUUUCACUGGAAUAAACACAGCUUUUAAGACCAUUAAUUUAAAAUGAGGACGUUUAGUUGGGAAAUAAAUCUUUAAUAUGAAUCUACGAAAAUUGUCUUGCAGAGAAGGCUGCUUUGUCGCCCUCAUGUGGCAAAUAAUCACAUUGACUGCCCCAGUCUUACCAAAUUACAACAUCCCAAAGUAACAACUGAUUCAGUAUUCACUUGUAUAUUCAAUGUUUGACACAAUAGAGUAGCCUUCC
Molecule: messenger RNA, 3838 nt
Organism: Gadus chalcogrammus (walleye pollock)
Lineage: Eukaryota; Metazoa; Chordata; Actinopteri; Gadiformes; Gadidae
Gene: acsf2
Product: acyl-CoA synthetase family member 2
Exons: 16
Coding region: 1361-3175 (604 amino acids)
Biological process (GO): fatty acid metabolic process
Molecular function (GO): medium-chain fatty acid-CoA ligase activity
Source: RefSeq, a predicted model, not a curated record